Sinocyclocheilus grahami is the source of this 2545-nucleotide messenger RNA. RefSeq names its product calcium/calmodulin-dependent protein kinase type IV-like. Gene Ontology annotation, biological process: protein phosphorylation. Gene Ontology annotation, molecular function: protein kinase activity; ATP binding. The record is from RefSeq and is a predicted model, not a curated record. NCBI's taxonomy places the organism in Eukaryota, Metazoa, Chordata, Actinopteri, Cypriniformes, Cyprinidae. Bases 94 to 1278 code for a protein of 394 amino acids. The transcript is spliced from 12 exons.
AGUCCGUUCAGAGAGCGACAUGACAACCGCGAUCGACUGACGCUACACAUACACGCCACCCAACACAGAUUACAGUGAACUGAAGCGCUGGAGAUGCUGAAAGUGACAAUGCCCGCCUCUAGAGCCGCUGCUGAAUACUGGAUCGACGGAUCCAAGAAAGAGACGCUGGCGGACUUCUAUGAGCUGGAGUCUGAAUUGGGACGGGGAGCCACAUCAGUGGUGUUCAGAUGCCAUCAGAAAGGCACCCAGAAGCACUAUGCUGUGAAAAUGCUAAAAAAAACAGUUGACAAGAAGAUUGUACGAACGGAGAUAGGUGUAUUACUGCGCCUCUCUCAUCCAAAUAUAAUCAAACUAAAGGAGAUCUUUGAGACCCCUGCGGAGAUUAGUCUCGUGUUAGAACUUGUUACCGGCGGAGAAUUAUUUGACAGGGUGGUGGAGAAGGGCUACUACAGCGAACGAGACGCCGCUGAUGCAGUUAAACAAGUGCUGGAGGCAGUCGCGUGUGUUCUCCACCACACUGGCUCUCACUUCAUCAAAGAUGGCGGUUGCCAAGGAGAUAGUAAGAAAGUGGGCAAAUUUCUCAUGGGCUGGAUUCAGUUGGUGGGCUGCAAUAAGAGAACGCCAACUCUCCAGCUCCCACCAGGGCAUAAAACAAGAGCAGAGGAACGGAAACGGAAACGCUCGGAUUUUGGUUUGUCGAAAAUUGUAGACGAUCAGGUAACAAUGAAGACUGUGUGUGGGACUCCAGGCUAUUGUGCUCCUGAGAUUUUGCGGGGAUGUGCCUAUGGCCCUGAGGUUGACAUGUGGUCUGUGGGAGUUAUCACGUACAUUUUGUUAUGUGGUUUUGAGCCCUUUUUUGAUGACAGAGGAGACCAGUACAUGUUUAAACGCAUCCUGAACUGUGAAUAUGAAUUUGUCUCCCCCUGGUGGGACAAUGUGUCUCUCAAUGCCAAGGACCUUGUGAAGAAACUGAUUGUCCAGGAUCCAAAGAAACGGCUGUCGACACAGCAGGCACUGCAGCACCCCUGGGUCUCUGGAAAGGCUGUUAACUUCACUCAUAUGGACACGGCUCAGAAGAAACUCCUGGAGUUCAAUGCUCGAAGAAAACUCAAGGCAGCGGUCAAAGCGGUGGUUGCUUCAACUCGAUUGGGCAGCGCAGGAAGCCAUGGCAACCCAGACGGCAACAAACCCGACAGCAGUCCCUCCUCUAUCAAAGAGAAGACAGCAGAGGAUCAGCCAGACACUGAACAGCCUCAGAUUCAGAAUGAAGGCUCUUAGAUCUCCACAGAGCCUCACUGGAACUCAAACUUCUUCCCUUCAAGAAAGGAACGUUGCUUUUCGCAAGUGGGCCUCAUAAAGGAAAGAACGGAUGGGCUUUGUUUGGUUCUCCUGCAUGCGGACUUGUUUGUCUAUAGAAACGUCCCAAAUUGUGACUCAGCCAGUUGCCAUACCAUGCCAACAUUUGAUAAGUCCGUAACUUUGGAUUUUGUACAGUGAAUGAACAUCAUUGGAUGGUAAUGAGAAGAACCAAAUGUCUUCAGAUGAUCAUUACAUCUGUGGCAGUUAAUAUUUAUAUUAUCAUGCUUUUUUUAGAUAAUUGCCAAAUUAUCAUAGUACUUUCAUGGACAUAUUUUGCUUUUUAGCUGUAGAAAUUACAUUUGUGCUGCUUUUUAUUGAAAUCAUUUUAUUCGUUAAGGUUUUUUUACGUAAUAUUGGUCACUGGUAGAGAAAGAUGUGGACAUUGAACUAAACCUUUACAUAAGAUUCAACUGAGAAUGCCUUAUCAUAUACCAUUUUUUAUAAUUCAUUCAAAAUUAACAUUUUAAAAUACUACUAAACAAUUUGUCUUAAACUUGGACAAUAAGCAUAUUGUACUUUGUUUAAAUAGGGAUAUGCAGAUUUCUUCUUUACUUUCAUUAAAUCUGUGUUGAGAACAUUAUAUUAGGCCUAUCUGACACACACACACACACACAAAUUGCAAUGAAAAACACUCCCUUGUGCCAAAAUGUUCUUCAUUUUAAGUAGACUUUUUAUCAUCUCAUAUAAAAAGUCCUGCUAAUUUAGGAAUUUUCCUUUAAAAUAAUUCAAACCUAUUUGGUUUUUAUCCAAAUGCCUUAUUGGCAAUACAAUUCAUCUCAAAAGUCAGUGCUUUACUUAUGAGUCUGUGAUUUAAACACACAUAGAAGAACAUGGAGGAGUUUUUUUAACCUAUUCAAUAUUCUUUAAAGCAUGCUUUUAUUGUAUGGUAUGAGGGAAUGCUGUUUGAUAAUCUGAUAAUCACAUGUAAGGAAUGUAAUGUGGAUAUACAGGGGUUCAUGUUUUGCAUGUAGGAAUGUUAUCUUAACUGCUGCAAUUGUCUUUUUAAAUGCACUGUAUUUUACAGAUAAAACUCGCUGUCUAAUUAACAGUAUGAUAUUGGAGGCCAUUUGACGGUCACUUUGUACAUGACACUAGUGUGUCAACUUUGUUUAUCUGCUUGUUUCUUAUCUAAGGACUCAAAAUGCCUAUAAGAUAGCACUGAAUAUUACUUGCAUAAAUAAAGAAU